Cimex lectularius (bed bug) is the source of this 3194-nucleotide messenger RNA. It is a transcript of the gene ush, whose product is annotated as zinc finger protein ush. Gene Ontology annotation, biological process: positive regulation of transcription by RNA polymerase II; negative regulation of transcription by RNA polymerase II; cell differentiation. The transcript is spliced from 6 exons. Gene Ontology annotation, molecular function: RNA polymerase II-specific DNA-binding transcription factor binding. Gene Ontology annotation, cellular component: nucleus. NCBI's taxonomy places the organism in Eukaryota, Metazoa, Arthropoda, Insecta, Hemiptera, Cimicidae. The record is from RefSeq and is a predicted model, not a curated record. The coding region runs from base 552 to 3107 and encodes 851 amino acids.
GCUAAAUCGUUCCUCGUUCAUUUGGAUUUCUAGAUCACAGUUUAAGUGAUGUGUUUUUGGAAAUAAGGCUUUCAUUCACCGAUCAAACGAAUCUGUACAAUCUCAACCCAUUUGCGCCUAGGCCAAAAAGAACAAUAGAGUAUUCUCGGUUUCGGGACAGACAUCAAGAUUGGAUUGACUUGGGUGAAAAUAUACUAGAUUGCUCCUUCAAAAGGCGUUCAACGGGUAGAAUAGUUCCUGGCGUAAUUUUAAAGAAAUAAGGGGGCGAAGAGGAGGAGUGGAAGGAGGGUAAUGCCGGUGAGGAAGACAAAGAAGUCGAAGAGAGGAAAAAGUCUUCAGCUUCCCCUUUGCCAGUGGUGAGGCUCAACACGUCGCUAGCGACGGACCCGGCUGUCAGGUUGGCCCAGGAACCCGAACAGGGCUCCUCACCCACCCCGUCGACUCACUCAGGUUCUUCUGCCCCUCCAGUUUACUUCUGUACCCCUUGUGGCAUAAGGUUCAGCUCGCUCAGCACUCUUGAAGCCCAUGCGACCUACUACUGUUCUCAUAGAAUGCAUACAUUGCCAAGAGGUGGUGCUGAAAGUGAAAAUGAGGAUGUUAAGAGUGUUGCUGACAAGGAGGAAAUGAGUGGUGGUGACAGCAGCAGUGGAGAACCAGCUACAAAAGCAGUCAGAUCUGGAAAACAGUAUAAAUGCCCUCAUUGCUCUUACAGCGCCGAUAAGAAAGUCAGCCUGAACAGGCAUAUGCGUAUGCAUAGCAGUUCACCCAGUGGCGAAAGAAGCACUUCACCCCAACCUGCAGUCGAUCGCUAUUGUCAGGAUUGUGAUAUACGUUUUUCAUCUAGCAAAACUUUUAGAGCUCACAAAAUGCACUACUGCAGUACACGACAUGUUAUGAAACCCAAGGGAGUUCCAAGUCCAGGAUCACCAGUGGACACAAGGGCGUCAUCACCCAGUGAAGCAACUCGGGAUCAACCAUUUCUUGCGCUUCCUACAAACCCUAUCCUUAUUGUACCUUAUUCGUUAUUCCAAGGAGCUAGUCUAUUAUCGGGACCGGCAGCUGCAGGCCUUCAUCCAACUGAUACUGCUUACCUUCUUCUUUCUGAUGGAACACUGCAACCUAUGGCCCAGGCUAUAACUAGGCCCCUUGCCGAAAAAACACCUCGAGCCACGCCCUUCCAAACUCCGCAAGUUCAAAAGCCAGUGGUGGAAAAACCAAAGACAACCGAGCCAAUAGGAACAUCACCACUUGACUUAAGUUGUAGGAGAAGUGAAGACAAAGAAGCUGUCAUUGUCGAUAUGUGCGAGGAUGAAAAAGAAAACCGUCAGAGUGUCAAUAAUCAGAGAACUCAUACGACAACACCUGAGCAUGAAGAUAUUAUUUGCGCCCCGUCCAUUCCUUUGAUGCUUUCGACAUCUUCAACAUGUUCAUCCCCUUCACCUGCUCCUCUAUCCCCUUCAUUAUCAUCUUCCCCACAUUCUGUGGCGAAAAAGGGUGAAAAACGACCAAGGAGUGAAUCUGUCCAUAGUAAUAGCCCAAGCCCAAAAAGCACAAGGGUAUCACCUUCUCCCAACAUAAAAUCUCCAAGGCGGACACCAAAUGGAAUAAAUAAAUCUCCAAGAGACAGACAUACACCUGAAAUACCACCAAGUGCUAAAGAUAACAACAACAUCAAUCUGCAAAAUCUUCUUUUAGCUGCCGUUACCCAAAGUCAAAUUGAUAGUCUACAUAAUGUAAAAUCAGAAUUUCCAAAUUUGCCGUUUUCCCCAGAAAUCCUUUCGCAUCUGUCGGCAUUGUAUAAUGCAAGACUCUCCAAAAGCAAAGGGUUACAGCCUAUACCAGGAUUGUUGGCUGGAGGAAGUAGUAUUCCGCCUAUACCGAUGACAUUACCUCAGUUGUCCGGUGGAAGACCUUCAGCAGAACUACUAAAUCAUGCUGCCAUUUUACCCCUUCUAACAUCAGAAAUGGCUUUGAGAAUAGCAGCUGCUGCAGCUAGUUCAACUGAGCUACCUCCGCCGCCCCCGGCUCCUCCACAAGUUUUGGUCAAGCAGGGUGAUUCAAAGUGCCAAGAAUGUAACAUAGUAUUUUACAAACUUGAAAAUUACAUAGCUCACAAAAAGCAUUACUGUUCAGCAAGAAAAGUGGCUGACUCUUCUAGUCAAGAUGAGAAAACUCCUAGUCCUAUGGGAUCUUCAUCUCCUCCCACCACUCCUCCAAAAGAAACAAAAUCAAAAAGCCCCGUUGCGCCUGUUACCAACACACCGUCAACAUCCAAGCCUACAAUGUAUCAAUUCAUAUGUGCUGCAUGUGGAAUCAAAUUUACAGCUUAUGAUAAUCUUACAGCUCAUCAAACUUACUACUGUCCAAAAAGAACUAUCAAUGAAACCGAUAAACCUAGGAGAUGCCCAAAAUGCAAGAUGGCAAUGGUUGGUGAACACCACUGCAGUGGUAUGUCAGUAGGGUGGAAGUGCCCCUGCUGUCCGGUGACCAGCCCGACUGCGAGUGCUGCUCAAAAGCAUAUGGACUCCCACAGUGGAGUCAAAGCAUUUUUGUGUACAAUUUGCCGCUACAAAGGCAAUACUUUAAGAGGAAUGAGAACCCAUAUUAGGAUGCACUUUGAUAAACGGCCAACAGAGGUUAAUGAGGAGAAUUUCAUUACUUGUAUAAUUGAAGACGGUAAUGGAGGUGUAACAGCAGAGCCUCCGAGUAUUGACGAAGAGCCAAGUAAAUCACCCCAACCUGACAAAACGUCUUGCAAUGGACAAUCCGUUAAAGUGAAAGAAGAAUUUGUUAACAAUGGGGAAAAACCCGAAGACCCCGAGGAAGAAGAGUACAUUGAAGUCGAGGAUGUGGCCGUCAAGGAAGAACCUCUUAUAAAGACUGAAGAAGAGAACGCUGCAAGAGAAUCGCCCGUUUCUGAUCAAGCUGAUGAUCUUAGCAUGAAUAAUAAUAAAAGAGCUGGGCCAAGAUAUUGUGAAUCGUGUGACAUAUCUUUUAACUAUCUGUCUACAUUUAUAGCUCACAAAAAGUUCUAUUGCUCGAGUCAUCUUGGUGAAAAUCCAAAUGCUAGUAGCAACAACAGGCCAGCUGGUACACCAGUAACAUAAAAAUAUGUGGUUGAACAUUCAAUGUAUAUAUUGUCAAGAACCUGUGAAUAUAAGUAUUUUGCUUAAAGACAGUUUAGAAAAACCAGU